Messenger RNA from Adineta steineri, 447 nucleotides. Lineage: Eukaryota; Metazoa; Rotifera; Eurotatoria; Adinetida; Adinetidae. The record is from the annotation of a GenBank genome assembly.
AUGCUUCCGGAAGAUACUUAUCUUGAUGAGGCAUGGUCAGAAUUCGAACGAUUUUCAACGAACGACUAUAUUCGACAAUUAGUCGAUGCACAAGCCAAUGCAGCCUCGAAUACAAUAAUGGCAGAUACUUCAUCAGAAUUAUCGCCGACUAGUACUGAUGAGUCCAAAUGGCUUCAGUCUAGUAUAAAUCAAUUGAAAGAUGAAUUUAAACGUUUACGUACAGACACUGAUAGUAAAUCAUCAUCGAUGGAAUCAACCGUUUCACAAUUACAAGAUCGAAUCGAACGGAUCGAUAAUCGUUCCGAUAAAAUGAUGACAGAAAUGAUAUCAUUUCAAAAAUCACUCAAUUGGAUGAUGACAGCUAUGGAGCGUUUCAAUAUGGAUAAAGAUCCUCCAUUAAUUGUACAAAAACCACGUAAGUUUGAUUCACGUGUACGAAUUGAAUAG